AUGAGUGUAUUACUAGUAGUAUGUGACACUCCCACAGGUACCACUCAGCAAGAACAUGAAGUCGAUGCCUUCAAGCUUUUCUUUGGCAAGCGCAACCAGGAAUUCAAGGAGGAACAGCGUCGCCACGAGGAGAACAUGAAGGAGUUACAUCGCCUGCAGAUGGAAGACAUUGACAAGAAACGCCGCCGUGAACUCGAAAUGGAACGGGUCAAAAUUGAACGGGAGACCGCUCAUCAGAUCCAAGCGGACGAACAUGCUAAGUACCUUGCCGGAGAACAAUGCAUCUAUCCAGGAGCAGGAUCAUGCUUGGAACCCCCAAGCCUAAAUCAUUACUAG
Seminavis robusta is the source of this 336-nucleotide messenger RNA. NCBI's taxonomy places the organism in Eukaryota, Bacillariophyta, Bacillariophyceae, Naviculales, Naviculaceae. The record is from the annotation of a GenBank genome assembly.